Molecule: messenger RNA, 5065 nt
Organism: Thunnus maccoyii (southern bluefin tuna)
Lineage: Eukaryota; Metazoa; Chordata; Actinopteri; Scombriformes; Scombridae
Gene: topbp1
Product: DNA topoisomerase II binding protein 1
Exons: 28
Coding region: 420-4955 (1511 amino acids)
Biological process (GO): mitotic G2 DNA damage checkpoint signaling; mitotic DNA replication checkpoint signaling; DNA replication initiation
Source: RefSeq, a predicted model, not a curated record
AUUAGCAAGUAACACCGGAAGUUGCGCCAUUGGCGCGAAUAACAAUAACAGCUGAUAUUCAGUUUUGCCGAACUAUAAUGAUAAACUUAUUGUAAAAAUGGUUAUUAAUUUAUUUAGUACAGUAGAAACGAAUGUCUGUUUAUCAUAGUAUUAGUACAAGUCUCUUAAACAUUUUGAAACGUUAUUUAGGCUUGUUUGUAUGUUGGCUAACCGGUUAAACUGUAACUCAAGUAGCGUUACGUAGUUAGCGCAGGCUAACAUUGACAAUAGCGUUUUACAAACUAUUACUUUUAUUGAUAAGGUAUAAUAACGUCAGCGCCCCAUGACUAGUCCGAGUUCAUAUUGAUUAAUGUUACUGCCAAAGUAAACCCUGCAUAUACAUUUAUUGACAGUCUGAGUGCACCAAGAGGAGGUUGACCAUGUCUAACGGAGACAAGGAAGGCUUCAUUGUGAAGUUUGUGGAAAGUAAAGCACAGAAAACAGAGUAUGCUGUCAAGGCUUAUGAGGCCAUUUUGGAGUUACAGUCUGAAAAGUACUUGAAAACUAUCGAUGAGGAUGCUGUUUUAGCAAUGGACCAGAAGGACAAGUCUCUGUUUGUCUUCAGUAGCUUCACCACUCCAGCCUUUCUGCACUGCAAGAAGCUUGGCUGCCGAGUGGUGAGUCCGUUGGUGGUGUUGUACUGCCUGCAGCAGCAGCGUUGUGUCCCCAAAGCAGAGAUGCCGGUUUAUAACAUGGCCAUGGCUGACAUCACUGUCUCCUGCACCAGCCUGGAUAAAACAACACGGGCAGAUGUGAUGGAUCUGGUGAAACUCAUGGGUGGACGGGUCUAUCUUGACCUAAAUGUAUCAGUCACGCACCUGAUAGCAGGAGAGGUGGGCAGCAAGAAAUACCUGGUGGCUGCCAGCCUCGGUAAACCCAUCCUGCUGCCCACAUGGGUCAAAGCCUGCUGGGAGAGAUCUCAGGACAAUCUUUUCAGGUACACAGACCUGCCCAUGGAAGACUAUCUGUGUCCUGUGCUGCGUGGCUGCACUGUUUGUGUGACAGGCCUCUCCAGCACAGAGCGCAAAGAGGUGCAGCGGCUCUGUGAGCAGCAUGGAGCCAACUACACCGGUCAGCUCAAAAUGAAUGAAUGUACACACCUCAUCGUUAGUGAACCAACAGGUCAGAAGUACGAGUGUGCGAGGAAGUGGAAUGUGUAUUGCGUGUCUCUGCACUGGCUGUUUGACAGCAUAGAGAAGGGCUUCUGUCAGGAUGAGAGCAGGUACAGGGUGGAGCGUAAUGCAUCAAAGACCACUCGACCACACACCUCUACCCCUACUGGAACCAGCAAGAAGGAGGAUGGUCCAUCUCUGUUGGGCUUGAGUCACAUUUCUGUUAAUGCUAGCAUGACAAUAAAUGACACAGCCCUCACCAACGGCACCAUCAGCCGCCUGGAAGCUCCAGACCCCAUAGAUAGUCUGGAUCUCACCGUAUGCCCGGCUGAUGAUCUACUGGAUGGCUGUAAGCUGUAUCUGUGUGGCCUGCCGGGGAAGAAACUGGAGAAGCUGCGGCGUCUAGUGAACGCUGCAGGAGGUUUGCGCUUCAACCAGCCCAGUGAGGAACUCACACACCUGGUGAUGGGAGAGCUGGACCAGGAACUCAAGAAUUUUCUGUCCAAAGCAACUCACAGACCUCAUGUAGUGACGGUGCAGUGGCUGCUGGACAGCUUCUCCAAAGGAUGUCUACUCCCAGAAGCAGGCUACCUCCACCCCGACUGUCUGCCCCCUGCUCCAGCUGCUGUAUCUGUGCCAGCCCAUCACACCCCAACGUCCCGGCCCUCGGUCGGUCCCCCUGCGGCCAGUCCUAGCACUCCCAGGCAAAAAAGAGCAGAGGAGGAUCUGCUCUCUCAAUACAUGGAUGAUGACCCUACAAUAGUUGACAUGCCGCCACCAGCAGAGAGCAACAGCAGGAGGUCCGUCAGUACAGCUGCAGAGCCCCAGCCCCAAUCCUGGACACCAAACCAGACCAGAGGAGCAGAGCCAGGCUCGACCUUGCAUGAAGCCAGCGAGGCAGGCCUCUUUGUCGGGAAAUGUUUCCUUUUUGUGGGAUUUGGCCCUGAGGCCGAGGCACAGCUCUCACUAUUGGUGACAGAAAACGGAGGCAAGAUGCUGAUGGGUCGUACACGUGUUGUGGCCGACUAUGCCGUGGUGCCACUGUUGGGCUGUUCAGUGGAGGCCACGGUGGAUGAGGUGGUCACUGAUACCUGGCUGGCCAUGUGUGUGGAGAAGGAGUGUGUCCUGCAGCUUUCCUCCAACCCUCUAUUCACUCCUGUUCCUGCGAUGGAUGGUCGUUUUCCUCUCAAGAAUUGUGUUCUCUCAGUCAGCCAGUUCACCGGAGCUGAGAGGGAGUCCUUGGUGGAGUUGGCCAAGCACCUUGGAGCCAAUGUCCAGGAUUACUUUGUGCGCCUGGCCAAUCAGAAAAAAGGCAUGCUGGCCAGUACUCAUCUGGUGCUGCAGAGCCCUGAAGGCACAAAGUACCAGGCAGCAAAGAAAUGGGGGCUUCCAGCUGUCACCAUGCACUGGAUACUGGAGUCUGCUCGAACCGGCCAGAGGGCGGCGGAGGAGCGUUUUCUAGUUGACCUGCCACCCUCACCAGAGAGGGAGGAUGAGAGUUUUGUCGGUGGUUCCCAGAAGCCAGUCAUGCCUCCACCAGCACGUCCCUCCCCUGAGAUCCCUUUGCUGGGUAUCCAGAGCGGAAAGGUGGUCACCCCGCUGGAUUUAGGCCGCUUUCAGAGCAAAAUGUUUUGCUCCGUGUUGAACGAGAUGAAGCCCAAAGAGGACAUCAGCACCCCCAAAUAUAAUCAGGAGGGCGGCAGAAGGAACCCCCUUCAGAAGGAGCCCUCCCUGCAGCUGAACACUCCUUCUCGUUUCCUCAGCAGAGACCAGCUUUUCAGGCCAUUUGUUGUCAAGGACGCAUUAGGAGCGUUGGAGACUCCAGGUGGGAGAUCCAAGCCAGGAGAAAGGGUGGAGACUCCACUGACGGACGUCAUCAACAGGAACCUGAAGGCUGCUCUGGCCAACAGCGACCACAAUAUCGUCUCAGAUAUGCAAGCAGUCACUGCCAGCCCCCAGCUUACAAAGACAACAGAGAAGAAGGUUCCAGAAAAGGAAAUUGGUCCCCUGACUGGUGUUGUGAUCUGUGUGGGGAAGAAGCUGAGCAAGAUGCAGAGUGAACUAAAUGCCAUUGCUGCCUCGCUUGGAGCUGACUUCAGGUGGGCUUGUGACGAUUCAGUGACCCACUACAUCUACCAGGGCCGUGUGGGAGACAACACUCGGGAGUACAGAGGAGUGAAGGAAAGAGGGCUGCAUGUGGUCUCCCAGUACUGGCUGCAGGCGUGCGCUGACGAGCAGAAACGUGUCUCAGAGUCUCUGUAUCCUUUCACCUACAACCCCAAAAUGAGCCUGAACCUGAGCCAGGUGCCCAACAGCUCUCAGAGGUCGCCACCUUUGACACGAACACAGCUCAAAGACUUGACUGAAGCCCAGGACAAGUCUGAGCUCAACACCACAGAAGAAGCUACAACCUUACGUCGUGUAAGCGAUGGAAGCGUCGAUCAAGAAGAUCUUACAGAAAGAAGCGAGACACUAGAGAUGAGAGAGACCCUGCAAAGACAGCUCCAGGAGAUCAUGUCAGCCACCAAACUCACAACAGGCCGACGUACCUCAGUCCGACUCAGCAGGAUGGGAUCAGGAGGAGCCGACACGGGCCCCAACACGCCUGACGGGAACCGUGUCGGACGCAGUGGGAGCAGACGCACUCUAGAAGCUUUGAGGAUGUCCAGAGAAGCAGCUAUGGACCUAAACACAGAACCAUCCCAGAGUGAGCAGAUAGUUUGGGAUGAUCCUACAGCCAGGGAGGAGAGGGCCAAGCUCGCUGACAAUUUACAGUGGCCUGGUAGUCCCUCACAGCACUCGGAGCCCCUCGCACCUCCACCUCCCCCCACUGCAGAAAACGGCCCUCAGUUCAGGGACUCCAUGACCGACUCUGAGCUGGUAGAGAUGGCCGCUUGUGAUGUCAUCGCCCAGCAUAUGGGCCAGAGGGUCAAAUCGCCUCCGUCAGAGGAGCCAGAAAACAACAUCCUCACUCCUAAAGCCCCCAGCAUCGCCUUCCCUCUCGCCAACCCUCCAGUCGCACCGGAGCCGCAGGAGGAGGGCGAGGAAGAAAAGCAGCCACCAAGGUUUCAGCUGUCCUCCCUCAGCCCUCAGGAACGCAUUGAUUACAGUCACCUCAUAGAAGAGCUCGGUGGUGUAGUCCUGGACAAGCAGUCUUUUGACCCCAGCUGCUCCCACAUCAUCGUAGGGACCCCCCUGCGCAACGAGAAGUACCUGGCAGCCAUGGCAGCCGGAAAGUGGAUCUUGCACCGCUCGUACCUGGAGGCCUGCCGGUCUGUGGGUCACUUCAUCCAGGAGGAUGAGUAUGAGUGGGGCAGUAGCUCCAUCCUGGAUGCGUUGCCCUCCAUCACCUCCCAGCAGAGGAGGCUGGCAUCAGCUGCCAUGCGCUGGAGAAAAGCCCUGCAGGGACGCUGUGAUCAGGGGGGAGCCUUCAGUGGAUGGACGGUCAUGCUGAACAUCGACCAGAACAGAGAAUCAGGCUUCAGGCGGUUACUGCAGUCCGGCGGGGCGAAGGUGCUGUCAAGUCCUUCCCCGUCCUUGUACAAGGAGGCAACUCACCUGUUUGCAGACUUCAGUCGGCUGAAACCCGGAGACUUCAGAGUCGACCUAUCAGAGGCCACCUCCCAAGGAGUCACAUGCUUGAAGCCAGAGUACAUCGCAGACUACCUCAUGCAGGAGCCAAUCCCUCCUAUCGAGAUGUAUUACCUGACUGAAGCUCCCUCUGAAGAAACUCCGAGCACCCCGUCACGUAAACGUAAAGCCGCAGCCGACACUACCAGACUGAAAAAGACUCGUCUGAACUGAAAUGUAAACAUGAAAUAUCGUCGUUAUAACCCUCAUGUCUGUGAAAAUUAUUGUAAAUAUGUUUUUUCUUGUAAAUCUCUUCUAUGAAAAUAAAAUAAAUGUAGCACUUG